AUGGAUCUGGAAAUAAGUGACCGCAGGCUCAAGUUGAAAGUGUUAUUCAUUGAUCUUCCUGAUAUCUGUAGGCUUUUGCUGCAAGCACUUUCCAGUGUGUCUGUCUGGUCUUGUCUUCUGCAGCGAUACAAAGAGGGAUCUGACUCGGGAUGCGAGUCUUGUACUACGCUGGCACACAUCAUAGCCAACAGCAGCAAAAAGAACGGCACGAGGUUUGUGACACUGUCGGCCACAAGUGCCAAGACAAACGAUGUUCGAGAUGUCAUCAGCCAGGCCCAGAAUGAGAAAAGACUCUUCAAGAGAAAAACCAUACUCUUUAUUGACGAGAUCCAUCGUUUCAAUAAAUCUCAGCAGGAUACUUUCCUUCCUCACGUUGAGUGUGGGACAGUGACCCUGAUAGGAGCGACCACGGAAAACCCUUCCUUCCAAGUCAAUGCUGCUCUUCUGAGCCGAUGCCGGGUGAUCGUCCUGGAGAAGCUCUCGGUUGAAGCGAUGGAGGCGAUUCUGAUGCGGGCCGUCAGGUCCUUAGGGGUCCAGGUUUUGGGCCAGGGCAACCAGCACAGCAGCUCUGCGACUGGCAGCAGCAGCGAGAGCUCCGAGUUACCAGUGUAUGUAGAAGAGAAAGCCCUGAACACCCUGGCCUACCUCUGCGAUGGCGAUGCAAGGACUGCACUGAACGGGCUCCAGUUAGCAGUUCAGGCCAGGCUAGCAGUGGGGAAGACCACUCCUUUGAGUGUUAGCCAGGGUGGUUCUGCAGAGGGCAUUCUGAUAACAGAAGACCACGUAAAGGAAGGGCUACAGCGGUCUCACAUCCUGUAUGACCGAGCAG
Messenger RNA from Tauraco erythrolophus (red-crested turaco), 829 nucleotides. The record is from RefSeq and is a predicted model, not a curated record. Lineage: Eukaryota; Metazoa; Chordata; Aves; Musophagiformes; Musophagidae.